Messenger RNA from Lolium perenne, 632 nucleotides. Its product is annotated as histone H4. Gene Ontology annotation, molecular function: protein heterodimerization activity; structural constituent of chromatin; DNA binding. The record is from RefSeq and is a predicted model, not a curated record. NCBI's taxonomy places the organism in Eukaryota, Viridiplantae, Streptophyta, Magnoliopsida, Poales, Poaceae. Gene Ontology annotation, cellular component: nucleosome.
CGCUCCUCCCACCUCAUCGCUUCCAGCCACCAAAUCCCGCUCCAAAAAAAUCCCCAAUCUUCCCAAGGCAGGAGCAGCAAGCAGCCAUGUCCGGGCGCGGCAAGGGCGGCAAGGGCCUGGGCAAGGGCGGCGCCAAGCGCCACCGCAAGGUCCUCCGCGACAACAUCCAGGGCAUCACCAAGCCGGCCAUCCGCCGCCUCGCCCGCCGCGGCGGCGUCAAGCGCAUCUCCGGCCUCAUCUACGAGGAGACGCGCGGCGUGCUCAAGAUCUUCCUCGAGAACGUCAUCCGCGACGCCGUCACAUACACCGAGCACGCCAGGCGCAAGACCGUCACCGCCAUGGACGUCGUCUACGCGCUCAAGCGCCAGGGACGCACCCUCUACGGAUUCGGAGGCUGAGCGGAGCAGUCGUGGGGCUGGAUGGCCGUGCCCGAAGUCUUGGCUCCCGGUCAAGAAGUUGAGGAGACUUGGAAACUGGAGUAGUUGAUUUGGGUUCCCUGCUUUAGUUUCAUGGGUAGUACUAGUUGGUAGCAGCAUCGUCAGUAGUACUAGAGUGUUGUAGUGUGAAGUUUGUUCUGUGUCAUCUAUCAUGUUCUCAGUUUCUGAUGGGCAAAUAUGAUGUUUGCCGAGUUA